GACGGGUAUAAACGACGGCAACGAGCGGAGCUUUGUCGCUGCAGCAGCAGCAGCUGAUAAUCGUGAGAGCGCCAGGCGAAGUCGACGACUGCUCUACUAUGAUGAUUUCGUCACGCUGGACUCGACGGUUAUGAUAAAGGUGUACGUCGGGGCGCUGUCACUCCACUAUGAAGCGCUCAGCGUGGAGGCCUCCAAGCAGACCACGGCGGAGGAGAUCGUUUCCUGCAUUGUCGAACGGCUGGGGCUGACGGGCAACAACUAUGAGCUCGCCGAAGUGGCCGGCGAGUGCAAGGAACGACGGCUGUCGCCCCACGAGAAACCCGUCUCGGUGAUGCUGCUGUGGCCGAUGCAUUCGGAGAAAGAUUUUCAUAGGUUUUAUUUACGUGAAAGACAAAGCGAUGUUCCUUGGCUAGAUAAUUAUGGACUGGAUCCACAGAUACUAAGAGACUUUAUACCAUUUCUACUUCAGAAAGAAAAUAGAGAAUAUCCUGAUUUGUGCCAAUUGCCAGACCUGAACGAGGCGACGCUGCUGGAGAACCUGCGGCAGCGCUUCGAGGCUGGCCACAUCUACACCUACGUCGGGAGCAUCCUGAUAGCGGUCAACCCAUUCAAGUUCCAUCCCAUCUACAACCCGAAGUAUGUGCGGCUGUACCAGAACCAGCGGAUCGGGCCCAUCCUGCCGCCGCACAUUUUUGCCAUCGCCGACAACGCCUACUACAACAUGCUGAAGGAGAAACGGAAUCAGUGCAUCGUCAUCAGCGGUGAGAGCGGUUCGGGUAAAACCGAAAGCACAAACUUUCUGCUGCACCACUUGACGGCCCUGUCGCAGAAAGGUGCCCACGGGUCCGGCGUCGAGCAAACCAUCCUCAGUGCCGGUCCGGUUCUGGAAGCGUUCGGCAAUGCCAAAACGGCGCACAACAACAACAGCAGUCGGUUCGGCAAGUUCAUCCAGGUGAACUACCGGGAGAAUGGGAUGGUUCAGGGCGCCGUGGUCCAAAAGUACCUGCUGGAGAAGAGCCGGAUAGUGUCGCAGGGGCACUACGAGCGGAACUACCACGUGUUCUACUAUCUUCUCUCGGGGGCGACCGAGCAGGAGCGGGUGGCGCUGCAUCUGCUUCCGGCGGACAAGUAUCACUACCUGAACGCCAAGAACCUGACGCUGGAAAACUGCGACGAGAAGUACGAGUUCUCCCGGCUGAAGCAGAGCAUGGAGAUGGUCGGGUUUUCGGCGGAGAAGCAGCGGCGACUGUUUGCUGUUUUGUCCGCAGUGCUUCUGCUGGGGAACGUGGAGUUCUUUCCGAAAAAGUCCACCUACCAUCACGACGAGAGCGUCCAGGUGCGGAAUCCGGAAGUGGUCGGACUGAUAUCGGAGCUGCUGCGGGUUAAGCAGGAAACGCUCCUGUCGGCGCUGACUUCGAAGCGAGUGAAGGCCAGCGGUGAAACGUUGAUCAUGCAGUACAAACUGCCGGAAGCGAUCGCCGCGAGGGACGCACUGGCCAAGUGUCUGUACGGGGCGUUGUUCGACUGGAUCGUGCUGCAGGUGAACCAUGCGUUACUGAACAAGGACCAGACGAUGCACACGGGCCACUCGAUAGGGGUGCUGGAUAUCUUCGGGUUCGAGGACUUUGGCCUGCAGAACAGUUUCGAACAGUUGUGUAUCAACUACGCCAACGAACAUCUACAGUAUUACUUCAAUUUGCACGUGUUCAAAUACGAGCAAAAGGAGUACAAGCGAGAGGGCAUCAAAUGGACUGAUAUAGAAUUCUUAGAUAACUCGGGAUGCCUGCAGCUGUUCGAGUCGAAACCGUCGGGGCUGCUCUGCAUUUUGGAUGAUUUGUGCAACUUUCCGGGAGCUACCAACGAAACGUUACUGCAAAAGUUCAACAGUGUUCACAAGGACAGCGCGUUCUACGAGAAACCACAGCGAAAGGAGAAUGCAUUUAUCAUCAAGCACUACGCCGGAAAGGUGAAAUACCAGGUGGCCGAAAUGCGCGAGAAGAAUCUAGACCUGAUGCGGCAGGACAUCGUCAGCGUGCUGAAGAACUCGAGCAUGGCGUUCGUGCGGGAACUGGUCGGCGCCGAUCCGGUCGCAGUGUUCCGGUGGGCCAUCCUAAGGGCAUUUUUUCGUGGCUACUUUGCAUUUAGGUCCGCCGGCAUCAAGCAUCGGAAGGAACGCGCCGACCAGUCCUACAGUAAACUAUCCACCAAGAGCCGCUACCGUGCUCCGAACGAGAGCAUCGUGAGCCAUCUAGUGACGGUUUCAUCAGUGAACCUUACUAUCAAUCGAAUAGCUAAACGAAUCAGUAAUGCCAUGCACGAUAUCACUUCGAACGCGCUCAAUAGCAACGCCCACGGGAACAGCGGAAGUGCCAACACCUACCGGCAGUCGGCGGGACCCGGAACAAUCCACGCCUCCUCUUCCGGCUACGGCUCGAACUCGUCGUCGUCGGGGACGCCCCGGCGAUCCUGGUCCAGCUAUGCAUUCAACAACAAAAACUUCCCGGACGGUAAGCUCAGCUACGAGUGCUCCGCCGCUUCCGGCCAGGCGUCCUCCCCGUCCUCUGUAUAUAAUAGUAGUAGUAGCGCUAGUAAGCAGUCCUCGGCAACGAAUUCCGGCGGCGGCGGUGGUAAGCAGCUGGGCUACGGUGGGAACCUAUCGUCAUCGGCGUCGUCGCUGGCCGCCCGGAACCGCUUCGAACGGUCCUCGCACGACGUGAUGGCACGCGCUUCGCAGAUUGUGAUGAAAAACAAAUCCUUUCGUCCUCGGGAACGGCCGAAAAAGGGCCUUAAAAAUCUCCAAUCGGUCAAGACGCUCUCCGCGGGCCAGAAUCUCACCAACAACCAGACCGCCAUCAAAACUCGCAAACAGCCACUCACCGUCACGGCCCAGUUCCAAAUCUCGCUGAUCGCCCUCAUGGAAACGCUAAAUCAGGCAAACCCAUUCUUCAUCCGGUGUAUCAAGUCCAACCCGAACAAGAUAUCGAACCAGUUCGAUGAAGCCACCGUCACCCGGCAGCUCCGUUACACGGGAAUGCUGGAAACGGUCCGGAUACGGCGGGCCGGCUACAAUGUGCGGCUCACGUACGAGGAGUUCAUCCAGCUGUACCGGAUACUGCUGCCGAAAGGGCUGGUCAGCUCCCAGAAGGACGUGCGGGACUUUAUGAAUACGAUGGACCUGAACAAGCAGCACUACCAGCUGGGUCUGACCAAGAUCUACAUGCGCGAGUCGCAGAAGAUGCGGCUGGACAUUUGCCUGCACACGAAAAUCAUCGACAGCAUCAUCACCAUUCAGCGGUGGUUUCGGUCGAUCCUGCAGCGGAAGAAGUACUGCCAGUACCGGAGCGCGGCCUGUACGAUCCAAACGUACUGGCGGUUGUACGUGAAGGAAAAGCAGGCCAAGUUCCUGCGAAAGCUGCGGUCCGAUGCGGCGACUAUUAUACAGAGUGCGUGGCGAGGGUACACGGUGCGGAAGUGGUACACCAAGCUGAAGACUGGGGUGCAGGUGAUACAGGCGCGCAUCCGGGGGAACCAGGCGCGGGAGCGGUUCAAGGUGACGCUAAGCAAGAAACUUCAACGAGAACGUGCCAAACUACGCUCGACGCAGAGCCUUCCGGCGGUCGAACGGCCGCUGGAGAGUUCAUUCGACACACCGGAGAUUCAGCACCACAAAGCCAUCAUUGGUGGCGUCAGCGGCAAGAAGCAACCUUCGCCCCCGGUGGGCAUCAGUUUCGAAUCGGCCAUCGACAUAGUCAACAAGAACCGAGCCUUGUUCAGCGACAACAGCCUGAGUAGUGCGGAUUUCAUCGACGACGACGACGAUGAUGAGGACGAAGAUGACGAGGACUGCUACGAGGACAUGGGCCUGGUGGACGAUCCGAGUUACGUUUCGUCGGUUCUGAGGCAUGAGGCGGCGCUACUGGAGAAGAACGCCAUCGGUGGGAGCGUGGACAGCGGUCUGCUGGAAUCGCUCUACGGUAGUAGCGGUCAGCAUGCGAAAGUGCCACUCCAUCGGCAGGACGAUGUAUUGGAUCGGCCAAUACGGAAGUACGAGAUCGAGCGUGCGAGUAAGAGUACGUUUGACGACGCAGAACUGGCCAAGUAUCGCUAUGAGCGAGGACUCAGUUCGAUGGGUAGCGGACCGAGCGGUGGUAAGCUACCGGUGCGACGGGUAGACUCGGGACCAUCGCCCAGCCAUCGGGUGCGGUACGAUGCGUACGGCAGUAGUGGCGGCGGGGCUGGAUCCGGUCUCAGCAGUAGUGGCAUGAUUCGAAAUCAAAACCACAGCAAUAAUAGUUUUAGUUCCAGUAAUGUUGAAAUCGUUCUUGUAAAUACCGGUUUAGAUAGUAUCCCUUCUUCAGUGGCCACUUCCGGAAUUGCCAAUAGCAGUGGAAGCAGCGGUAGUAGUCCGAAUGUACCUACCGCCGAACAGCUUCCGCCGCAGAAGCUUCCCCUCCAACGGAAUCUCAAUCGAAACACGCUGAGCCAAACGCAACAACAGCAGUCCAGUACCACACUCAGUCGCCGGGAGCUUCUCUGUAGGAGCCAGGGCGACGAAAUCAACUCAAACUAUCAUCGCCAGCAUUUACAGUCUGCAUCCCUCUCGCCAUCGCUGUCCUCGGCCAACUAUCAGAACGUCCAGUACGGGCCUCCUGCGACAGCAGCAUUCCAUCAGCAGCAACCACACUCAUACAACAAUAACAACAACAACAAUACCAUCAAAUCCACUAGCACUUCCAACAAUGCCAACAGCGACAGUAGCAAUAGUCUCUACAACUACGUUACUCAGCAACAGCAGCAACCAUAUAUCCCACCGGCCCAAGUCAGUCUGCCGUCGCUGCAGCGGGUAUCCAGUAGCUAUCCGGACGACUUUGCCCAGAACUACUACAACACUACCACUCCUAAAGGUAAAGCAGCGGCCCUGCUGGGUACCAAAUCCGAAGACUCCAAAUAUUCCGGCAGCGCCAAGGACAUCGAUCUGACGCUCUCGAAUACCGCGGCCACGAUCAUACCGAGCAAGGCGAGGCGCAUCAAAACGAAUCUCAGUGAUGACUUCUCCAGUGGGGGCAGUGGAGUUGGUGGCGGCGCCGGUUCGGCCGGUCAGACCGGUCUCAGCCGGCGGGGUGCCAUCGCCGGUAGCAUGGAUACGCUUAAGCGGAGGAAUUCCGAUCCGACGAAUAAGAUUCCGCUGUUGGAGGUCAACCGGGGGAACGACAUGUACCAGUCGAGCACCCGAAUCAACAUUGCCGGUCACCAGUUCCGGAAGGUGCAACGGAUUAACAAGGCUGAAAAAUGUGCCAGCUGCCAGGAGAGCGAUUCGUUCGUGAACGAAGGCUACCGGUGUUUGGACUGCAAGGUGCUGGUGCAUACGAAGUGCAUCCAGAACGGGGGUAUCAAGAGUCUACAGUGCGCUGCCAAGCGGUCCAAGCGGAUACGAACCGGAAAGCACGACAAACACGCCCCUAUCGGAGCCAGCACUCCGAACUCCAAGUUUUCCGCCACCCGGGAGUACACCGACUCGACGGAUAAGAUUAUAAGCGAUGCCAAAGAGCUGCAGUUGAUGCAGGAUUUCAUCACGCAGAAGAUCUGCAAGAUGGAAAGCGAUUGCGAGAAGCCCUCGGAGGGCGACCGGGUGUUCAAGCAGGCCCUCCGGGAGUUCAAGGACAAUCUGGUGGCGCAGUACAGCGUGGCGCACAAGCAGAACUCCGACCUCCUCAACAUCAAGUACCGGGAUCUGAUUGCCAACUUUGAGCAGGUGAUCGAAACGACCUCCGGCCGGAACAACGACUUCCCGCUGACGAUGGGCGUCAAUGCCUUCCGGGGGUUCAUGAACGAGUUUAUGAGCUCGCGCGAGACCGAGAAGCCCAAGGCGAAGCGGAAAAAAGACAAGAAGCGAAAACACGACGAGCACACCACCUACAAUGGCCACACAUUCCAGUUAACGAUCAUCAACAUUGCGACGGCGUGCGAAAUCUGCCAACAGUUUCUCCUCUGGCCAAUCGAACGUGGAUUGGUUUGCCAAAACUGUCGUCUAACGUGCCACAAGCGGUGCUACCUGAAGUCGGCGGCCUGCAGUAAGAUUGCUGCCACCGGCGGAGGGCCGCUGGUUUCCGGCGGGGUGGUGUCCGGAGCGAUCAGCAGUGCCGAUAGCGGCGCCGGCGGUGGCCAUCCGAACAAACUGUUCGGAGUGCCGCUGACGGCGCUGUGCGCCGGAUGCGACGGUAUCAAGAUUCCGGCGCAGAUCUACAGCCUGAUCAUGAUGAUCGAGAUGCACGGGCUGUACUCGGAGGGUAUCUAUCGGAAAAGUGGCGUCAGCUCGAAGAUCAAGGAACUGAAGGCCAAGAUGGACCGGGUGGUUGGGAGCUCGGAGGAAAUGGAUUACGAGAGUUACAAUGUGCACGUGUUGACCAAUGUGCUGAAGUCGUUUCUGAGGGAGAUGCCGGAACCGCUGUUGACAUUCGACAGGUACGACGAUUUCCUGAGGGCGGCGGAUUUGUCCGAUGGGAAUGAUCGGGUACAGACGUUGCUGUCGCUGAUCAAAAAGAUUCCACCGGCGCACCAUUGUCUGCUGGAGAGGUUAAUCUUCCACUUGGCGUUGGUAGCCAAGCUGGAGCAGUACAACCGGAUGUCGGCCAGUUCGUUGGCCAUUGUGUUUGCUCCGUGUGUGCUGAGGACGAAUCGGUACGUUCCGGCGCAGGACAGUUUGAACGACAUCGGUCGACAGACCAAGUGCAUGGAAACGUUGAUCACGCAGAAGAUGCUGAACGUGAAGAGUACCCUGGCGGACAUUGAUACUCUGGACACGGCGGCACAUACGGCUACGACCCGGCUUAGUACCUUGAGGAGUAGUAAGGUAUUCACGCCGGAGGAGAUGGCCUCCAACUCUAGGGGAGUCGGUGGAACGUUGGAAACGGAAACGGAAGAGAUGCUGUUGGAAGGACACAUCCAGGAGAUCAAGAAGGAGAAGGCGCUGUUGACUUCGACGUUGCCGAGUUUAGCCCGGGCAAGUUCCGAUGACGAUCUGCUAUCGACGGAUCUGGACGGGGAAGGAGGAAGUUUGGACGAUCUGAGCAGUAGCAAGGACAAAGAUCUGGACAACAGCUAUAGCAAUGUGAUUAGCGACAGCGGAAUCUCGAUUCGCUACCAGCCUCCUUCGGACCAUGGUAGCCACGGUAGCAGUAAUGUCAGUCUCAACAACGACGUCCCAAUGGCUGUGAGUUACAAUCUACGCGGAGAUUCAGGAGUAGAAUACUUUCACAAAGUAGGCGCCCUGCACAAAGUAGGCGUUUCUCUAUCCCACCAAACGCUGGUAGGGGACCGGGAAAGCUUCCUGAAAAGCGGCAGUCAAAGUGGUUCCGCCACCACCCCUCAGUCCCCUACGGCAACGUUCGCCACUUCGUCUUCAUCGCCUUCCUCCUCAUCGGCGCCUUCUAUGAUCAAAUCGCAAAACGGAAGCAGCACCAGCAGCGUUAGCAACAACAGCACCACCUCCAAGCGGUCCGAUCUGAAUCUCAGCCAUUCGAUGGUCACCCUCUCGACGGGAGUGUCCGCCGGGUCCGGCUCGACGGAACUCCAACGCCAAAAGCCGAUCAUAAUGCGUAGCAUCUCCGGUGGCUACGAACCGUCUUCGUCUUCCAUUUCCGGUGGCAGUGCAUCUUCUUCUUCCUCGCAGAAAAUCCUCAUCCAGCAGUCGGCCUCGAUUCCGAUUGGUGGAGGCGGCAGCAGCAAAGACAAAGUCUCGGAACCGAUCAAAAUGAGCCGGCGGAUGUCCGGCAGUCGGAGGCAGAACAGUGGGGGAGGCGGGGGUGGAGGAUCCAGUGGAGGGGCGUCGGGAAGUGGUGCAAGCCCGUCCGGGUCUGGGAACGGAAACGGCGAUGAUGAACCGAUUAUGGUUUAAGUGUAAAAAGUUACGCGAAAUGCCAAUCUCUACAAAUGCAGUCAGUUUAUGAGCGGUGUGUUGUUUGUGGAAUAACUUUGUAACAAAAUAGUAAGUCUAGAAUAUUACCAUUGAUUGAUUUGUCUUUAUUAAAGAGACUUUCGGCCCUUGGCUGGUUCGUCUCUCGAUAUUACCAUGAGAGAUGAUGAUGAUGCGCGUAUAAAACACGAGCCAGUUCACUCGAUUGUGUGGUGUUUUCCCUCAAAUAGCGCUCUAAUGUAUGUGAAAAAUUGUUUCCUGAUGAAUAGGUGAGCUCGUUUCAUAUUAUUCCAUCUAUUCAUUCUAGCUUGUGAGCGAUUUUUCUUCUACGCACUUCAUUGAAUGUUCCAUUGGAACUUCCUAGGAAAAAAAAUUCAGGUAACUCCGGAAACUCCUUCAGGUAUUCCUCUGCAAUUUUCUUCGGAGAUUAACUCAAAAGUUGUUCUAAAAGUUUUUAUUGGAAAUUUCUCCAUUGAUUUCUCUGGAUUAUUAAUUUUAUAUUUAUUUUUUUCAAAAAAAUCAACAAGUUUUAGGUUAGGUAUAUCUCUUGUAAUUUAUUUUUACUCUGCGCUCUUGCACAGCGCCUAAUGCAGUAUAUGCAACUCCAUAUUGAAAUUCAAAAUGGAGGAUCUAUAUUCAAUAUGGCGGCCAUCGUAGACAAAUUUAGUACCUAAAAUCAUGCAAUUCGAGUAUUCACGGAAUGGAAAAGAAAUGUAAACAGCAGAAAUCUUUGUCCGAUUCCAUUGUGUAACAAAAUAUUGCGGCUCAAAUUCAUAAAUUUUUAUGCUGAAUUCUCGCACUUUAAUAUUUGUUGUUACAAUGUUGUUCUAUAAAACACACAAUGUUAUUAACCUUUUUUUUGUUUCCUUAGUUUUGUUUUUCCUUUAGUUAAAAAAAAAUCGCUAUUAAAUAGAAAUCGAAGACAUUCAGUCUUGUUUCGUGAAGAAAGUGUAUGAGUCGGUCGGUUCAGCCCGACCAAUGUGUAACGUGUAUAGGAACCAAUCGUAAGAGAAAGAGAGAGAAAAAAACAUACAGAAUCCAAGUCGCAUUCAGUUUUUUUAUGUGUAACAAAAUUACUAUUAACAAGCGAUGAUUUAUUGUUAAAGAAGAAAAUAACCUAUUUAUAGCGCGAGAAUAACCGUCGAACAGAGCAGCAGCAGCAGUAACAGAAGUGUAUGCGAGUGAAACGGGAUUAACCCCCUCCUUAGAAAGUGUAUACAUACUGUGAGCACGAGGAAUGUGUUUUUUUUUCUUGAGAUAUCGGAGUGAUCGAGUGUAAAUGUACGAACCGUCGUUGUAAGUAAGGUAAAAGUUAAUGACUGGGAGAAGAAGCAGAAAACUCAUUAAAACUAAUAGAUAACACAAGAGCAAACAGCAAAAAAGCGCAUAUAAACAAAAUUCACACAAACCACAUACACACACGCAAACCCACGUAUUAGUUAGAAGGGAAUGAAUCAUAAUUAACCUGGAGUGUGAAGCAGUGAGUGGAAAAAUGAUUAUUAUUCUAUAAUUGUAUAGAUCACGCUACCCCCGGAAAUACGAUCGAAUGAACAAUAUUACAGUUUUUUUUUUCUGAGAACAAGUUUAAUGUUUACGUGAAAUGGUUGUUU
Aedes albopictus (Asian tiger mosquito) is the source of this 9522-nucleotide messenger RNA. Its product is annotated as unconventional myosin-IXb. The coding region runs from base 131 to 7894 and encodes 2587 amino acids. Gene Ontology annotation, biological process: intracellular signal transduction. Lineage: Eukaryota; Metazoa; Arthropoda; Insecta; Diptera; Culicidae. The transcript is spliced from 18 exons. The record is from RefSeq and is a predicted model, not a curated record. Gene Ontology annotation, cellular component: actin filament; myosin complex. Gene Ontology annotation, molecular function: ATP binding; microfilament motor activity; GTPase activator activity.